Drepanopeziza brunnea f. sp. 'multigermtubi' MB_m1 is the source of this 1839-nucleotide messenger RNA. RefSeq lists its product as uncharacterized. The record is from RefSeq and is a predicted model, not a curated record. Gene Ontology annotation, cellular component: Cdc73/Paf1 complex. NCBI's taxonomy places the organism in Eukaryota, Fungi, Ascomycota, Leotiomycetes, Helotiales, Drepanopezizaceae. Gene Ontology annotation, molecular function: DNA binding; RNA polymerase II C-terminal domain phosphoserine binding.
AUGCCGUCCUCCGAGGUGUCAGACCAAUUCGAUCAAGAGCUCCUCGCUCUUGCAGGCGAUGCCUCUUCCGCCGAAGAAGACAACGUCCCCUCAGCAACGAAGUCCAGAUCGGGAUCCCCAGCACGACGGAUGUCAGGCAAAUCGUCCACGAAGAAAGGCAAGAAGAUGAGCAGGAGAAACACUGAUUCCGAGGAGGAGGGUGAAGCCUCAUCGGGUCAAUCCUCUCCCAACUCCCUUCGAUCUGCGCCCAUGGAUGAAUCCGACUCUGAGUCUGACGCUGGUCCUACCUUUCACGAUGAUGUCGAUCGAUACCCCUUGGAGGGCAAGUUCAUGGACGCCCAAGACAAGGCUGCAAUUAUGGCUAUGAAUGAGAUGCAGCGUGAGCAAAAGCUAGCUGAACGCGCCCAAGAAGUAGAGCGUGACCGUCAAAACAGAGCUCUUCGCCAGCUCCUCAAGUCCCGCGAGACCGAAACUAAGAAGCAAGAUAAGAAGCGCAAGGCUGGAGCUGCCGAUUUAGCAGAUGAUCAACGCAAGACUGCUCGUCAACGAACAAAACUUGGUGGCGGAAAGGUUGGAGAAGCAAGCACUGGCAUUGACAGUCUGAAGAAGGCGCGAGCAGAGAAAAACGACCGCCAACGUCGCCGUGAUGAGGACAAGGAGCGCAACAGAGGUCGCGGCACUAGAAGUGAUUACUCCGAUGGGGAUGCCGAUGGAGACAGCGAGGUUGAGUGGGAUGAUAAGCCACGGAACAAGAACUCUAAGUCGCCAGAUGUUCGCGAUGCCCAGCCUGCUGAACUUGUCGAUAUCCAAAGAGUGCGGGUUGGUCGAUCGAGCUUUGCCCAAGUGUGCUUUUACCCUGGUUUUGAUGAGGCUAUCACUGGAACCUAUGUCCGCAUCAGUGUUGGUCAGGAUGAUAAAACCGGAAACAAUAUCUACCGAAUGGGUCUCGUCAAAGGGUUUGUUGAGGACCGUCCAUACGCAAUUGAAAACUCCAAUGGCAAGCUUUUCAAGACUACCCAAUAUGUUCGCGCUGCUCAUGGAAAGGCGGAGCGCAACUGGCCUUUCAUAAGUUGCUCUGACCAACCUUUCACUGAGGCCGAGUGGAACCGCUACAAGCAAACUUGUCUUGUGGAAGGUGUCCCUCUCCCAACCAAGCCCAAGCUUAUUCAGAAGGUUCAGGACAUCAAUGCUUUGAUCCAUCGAUCGUGGACUGAGGCUGAGCUACAAGAAAAGUUGACCAAGUCUGGUGCUCUUAUACAAAAAUUCCUGCCAAUUGAGCGAAAUCGUCUUAACGGCUUGAUCAAAGAGGCGAAAGCCAACGGAAACGAUGCCAAGGUGGAACAAUACCAACAGGAGCUCGAUGCUCUCGAGGUACCUAAGUUGGCCUACGGCACAUCCUUGAGACCAUCCCCAAAGAAGUCUUCUGUCGCUCCAGGAAUGAGUCAACAAGAUCGUUUAGCCUUGCUCAACCGUCAAAAUCGCGCAAAGAACGCCGAGGAAGUUCGCCAGGCACAGAUCAAUGAGCGCCGCGCUGCGAGAAAGAUCCAGGCUGCUGUUGCUCGUGGCGAGGAAGUUGCUGAGGACCACUCCCGUCGUCUCAAGACCCGUGCCAAGUUCAAGCACGAUGUUGCUGAUGCAUACGUUGAGGGACAAAGCGGUACCAACAAAAUUUCUGCUGCUAGCACUCCUAAGCUCGCCGCCGAUAAGCCAACUACUCCUAUCCCUACUCUCGUCAAGAUGCAAACCGAGAAGAAGGGAAUCCCCACUUUCCGCCGACCUUUGAUGGAUGACGAAAUUAUUGGAGCUAUGGACUUGGGCAUUGAUAUCGAUAUCGUCUAG